Molecule: messenger RNA, 3849 nt
Organism: Haliotis rufescens (red abalone)
Lineage: Eukaryota; Metazoa; Mollusca; Gastropoda; Lepetellida; Haliotidae
Product: V-type proton ATPase 116 kDa subunit a 1-like
Exons: 22
Coding region: 159-2759 (866 amino acids)
Biological process (GO): proton transmembrane transport; vacuolar acidification
Cellular component (GO): vacuolar proton-transporting V-type ATPase, V0 domain; plasma membrane; vacuolar proton-transporting V-type ATPase complex
Molecular function (GO): ATPase binding; proton-transporting ATPase activity, rotational mechanism
Source: RefSeq, a predicted model, not a curated record
GAAUUAUCUCCCUUUGGCUGUGAUGUCACGUCACAUGAUUGCCACUAACAUAUCGUCAUAUAGACUUGUAAUUAGCUACCGGCUGAGCUCAGUCGUUUAGAUUUGGUGGACAACAGUAUCUUCUUCCAACGAUUUGAAGUCACCUGACUGCAAUAACAAUGGGUUCGCUACUGCGGAGCGAGGAGAUGACGCUGUGUCAGCUGUUUCUGCAGUCGGAGGCAGCUUACGCAUGUGUGUCGGAACUGGGAGAGCUGGGUCUUGUACAGUUCAGAGAUCUGAAUCCAGAUGUUAAUGCUUUCCAAAGAAAGUUUGUAAACGAAAUCAGAAGAUGUGAAGAAAUGGAGAGGAAACUACGUUUCUUGGAGAAGGAGAUCAAGAAAGAUGGGAUUCCGAUGUUGGAUACGGGAGACAACCCAGAUGCUCCAGCCCCCAGAGAGAUGAUAGACCUGGAGGCCACGUUUGAGAAGCUGGAGAACGAGAUGAAGGAAGUGAAUGCCAACUCGGAAGCUCUGAAGAGGAAUUUCCUGGAGCUGACCGAACUGAAACACAUCCUCCGUAAAACACAGACGUUCUUCGAGGAGGCUGAAUCUCAUCACCAUCAGGCAAUGCAUGAUCCCUACUUGGCGGAAGAAAACAUGGGUCUGCUUGGCGAGGAGGCGCAUCGCGCUGGACAGGCACUCCGACUUGGCUUUGUUGCUGGCGUGAUUCUGCGAGAGAGAAUUCCUGCAUUUGAGAGGAUGCUGUGGCGAGCAUGCCGCGGUAACGUCUUCCUACGACAGGCUGAGAUAGAAGCCCCUCUCGAGGACCCUGUCACAGGGGACCAGGUGUACAAGUCUGUCUUCAUCAUCUUUUUCCAAGGAGACCAACUCAAGAGUCGUGUGAAGAAGAUUUGUGAAGGAUUUAGAGCGACCUUGUAUCCCUGCCCCGAGACUCAGGCAGAGAGGAGGGAGAUGGCCAUCGGCGUGAUGACGAGGAUCGAGGAUCUGAACACUGUGCUGGGCCAGACCCAGGACCACCGACACAGGGUCCUGGUGGCCGCGGCCAAGAACAUCAAGGUGUGGUUCAUCAAAGUGAGGAAGAUCAAGGCCAUCUACCACACACUCAACAUGUUCAAUCUGGACGUCACGCAGAAGUGUCUGAUUGCGGAGUGUUGGUGUCCAGUUGUCGACCUAGACCGCAUCCAGCAGGCUCUCAGGAGAGGCACGGAGAGAAGUGGAAGUAGUGUGCCGUCCAUCCUGAACCGCAUGACAACCAAACAAGAGCCACCGACCUACAACCGCACCAACAAGUUCACCUCCGGCUUCCAGGCCAUCGUGGAUGCCUACGGUGUUGCCAGCUACCGAGAAAUCAAUCCAGCUCCAUUCACCAUCAUCACCUUCCCGUUCCUGUUUGCGGUGAUGUUUGGAGACAUGGGGCACGGUGUCAUCAUGUUCUCCUUCGCCCUGUGGCUGGUUCUCAGGGAGAAACAGCUGAUGGCCAGAAAAAUUGACAAUGAGAUAUGGACCACAAUGUUUGGAGGCCGCUAUAUAAUAUUGCUGAUGGGUGCAUUCUCCAUCUACACUGGCUUUAUCUACAAUGAUGUCUUCUCCAAGUCACUCAACCUGUUUGGUUCGAAGUGGUACCCACAACCAAACCCGUACACGGUCAAAGGCGAAGGUACAUUACAGUUGAAUCCCGCCAACACAACGAUCAAUGGCGACCCUUAUGCCAUUGGCAUAGAUCCUAUCUGGCAGAUGUCUUCCAAUAAGAUUGCAUUUACUAACUCCUUCAAGAUGAAAACCUCGGUCGUUCUGGGAGUGUCACAGAUGUUCUUUGGUGUCACACUCAGUCUGUUCAACCACAGAUACUUCCAGCGACCUCUCAACAUCUUUUGUGAGUUCAUCCCCCAGGUUGUGUUCCUCUUCUGUAUGUUUGGCUAUCUCAUCAUCCUCAUCUUCUACAAGUGGAUUUACUACAACUCCAGCAGCCAUACAACACCAAGUCUGCUCAUUGGGGCAAUCAACAUGUUUCUGUUCAACUACCCUAGUGACACGCCCGAUCUCUAUCCAGGCCAGCGAGGAUUCCAGGCUUUCCUGGUUGUAGUUGCAGUGCUGUGCAUUCCCUGGAUGCUGCUUGUCAAACCAUUCUUCCUCCGAUACCAGCAUCGAUAUGGACAGUUGAAGAGUUUAACUUUCCUGAAUGGCGGCCAGACUGAUGACUCUGAGGUAGCGUUUGUGUCAUUUCCUAAAUCACCAGGGGAAAGUACUAACACUAGCGUGCAGUUCAAACACCAACAGCUCUCCGUCAACAGCGGCGACCUUCUUAACCACGACCAGGAAGUUGUGCAUAACGAAGUGGGGGCCGGACUUCAUCAUGAGGAGGAGGAGGAAAAGGUGUUUGACUUCCCGGAGGUGUUCAUCAACCAGGCCAUCCACACCAUCGAGUACUGCCUAGGCUGCAUCUCACACACUGCGUCCUACCUGCGACUCUGGGCUCUCAGUCUUGCUCAUGCUCAGUUGUCUGAAGUGCUGUGGACCAUGGUCCUGAGAAUCCCCCUGUCCAUCAACGGCUACUUUGGCAGCGUCAUGAUGUUCUUUGUGUUCAUGGCGUGGUCCAGCAUGACUGUAGCUGUGCUAGUUGUCAUGGAGGGACUGUCUGCCUUCCUACAUGCUCUCCGCCUCCACUGGGUGGAGUUCCAGUCCAAGUUCUACAAAGGUGAAGGUUACAAGUUCCAACCCUUCUCCUUUGAACACAUCCUGGACUACGGUGGCGAUGAGUAGCCUUAGUGUGACAGUUUGAAUAAAAUCACUUAACCCACAGUGGUAGGUGUCCGUGCUAACAUAGAAAAUGACAAACAUUUGACUAACAUUUAAUGUCCAUAGGCUUUAGACAGUAUAUUGUUGUCAAAAGGUUGUGUGUGAGAUCUAACUUCUAAAUUUACAUAAUGCUAAUCAGAAGCUGCUAUUUGUCUUCUGCAUAUGUAUUUGUGGAUAAUCAGAAAUGCUUAGGUAGGCAUUUUAUGUAUAAGGUGUUCAUCUUACUCAGCAGCAUUGUAUGAAAAAUAUCAAGAAUUUAACAUGAAGACUGAUUCAAUGAUUGGUGUUUGUUUUUUGUUUUUUUAAUGCUGCACUCGGCAACAUUCCAACUAUUGGCGGUAUUUACAUUGGUGUGUUAUGCAGGGCAAUUUAAUGUGAUAUUUUUGUUAUAAGAGGAUCAUGAUCUUAGCAAUUGUUUCAUCAAAUACACAUUUUCACAUUUUAUGUUGUGAGAGAAUUCUUAUACCUAUUAAUGUAUUUGUUUUUGUUGUGUGGAUAAAGCAAUUAACCCGAUUCCUUAACACAAUGGAUGUGAGAUCAUAUGCCCAGCAAUCUACAUGCAGUCUUUAUAGGUUAUUUUGAAAGAAAACCACAGAAGUUGGUUCUGUAGUGUUCAUAUUGUGAUGCACGUUCAGUUUGGUUGUCCCUAAAAUUGUUGACAUCCAAGGGCGCAGACUUUGUGGAUGCAUGUCAUCAAUAUCACAAUUGCCGUCACAUUGCGAGAAUAUUGCUGAGUGCGGCAUUCAACAACAAACAAAACGUUCAGGCUGACAUGACAUUAAAUACGUUGUAUGGGCUGGUCAAUUACGUCCUCCAUAAUUCAAUGUGUUUUGAAGCCUCUUAAGAGUUGUGGCAUGUAAUUAUCGUCUUGAAUUACAAUUAAAAUUUGGGUUCAGCCAGUUCUUUGAAUCAUUUUGUUCAAGGAUUGUCUAUUGUUUGAGCUUAUUUUAUUAAUUUUCCCACUUUUAGAGCCUGUAACUUACUCUGUGUGUACAUAGAACUUCUAUUGUUAUUUAUUGCUGUUGUACAGUGUUGUAUUAAAUAUGAUGCAGCA